This is a messenger RNA of Aphis gossypii (cotton aphid), 675 nucleotides long. Its product is annotated as zinc finger MYM-type protein 1-like. The transcript has a single exon. Bases 1 to 675 code for a protein of 224 amino acids. NCBI's taxonomy places the organism in Eukaryota, Metazoa, Arthropoda, Insecta, Hemiptera, Aphididae. The record is from RefSeq and is a predicted model, not a curated record.
AUGUUUAGUAUAUCUAUUGAUUCUACUUUUGAUGCUUCACGUCGCGAACAAGUAUCAUUUGUUAUUAGAUAUGUUGAUGAUAAAUUUGGGUUAAUUCACGAAAGAGUCAUUGCUAUUAAAGAAUCACCUAUUACAACAGGAAAAGACUUGUACAGCUUAUUUGUUGCUAUUAUGGAAAAAGAAAAACUUAAUUGGAAAGAUUGCCUUGUUGGGCAGUCUUAUGAUGGUGCUUCAAACAUGCGAGGAAAUUACAAAGGCUUACAAGCACAUAUAAACAGAGAAUGUCCACAAGCUUUGUAUGUAUGGUGUCAUGCCCACCGACUAGCCUUGGUAGUCAAGCAAGCUGUAUCCUGUGACUCAAAUUCAAGAGACUUGUUUGGAAAUUUGGAAAGUCUAUAUGUCUUGUUAUGGUGUUCAAAAAAAAGAGCAGCAACAUUUAGAGAAGCUCAAAAAAAACACUCAGACUUAAAAUACACCCAACAACAUGCUGUUAAACGAGUCUGUACAACACGUUGGAAUUCCCAUUCAGCAGCUUUGAAUGUAGUUUUCAAGUUCCAUCAUGCAGUUUUACAAACAUUGGAAGAAAUAAAAAAUCUUGAAGGUGUUACUGAUGCAACUGUUGGUGCCAAUUGUAGUGGUCUUAUAGAAUAUUUUACAUCACGGAGAUUUUAUUAA